Messenger RNA from Prunus avium (sweet cherry), 735 nucleotides. The record is from RefSeq and is a predicted model, not a curated record. Lineage: Eukaryota; Viridiplantae; Streptophyta; Magnoliopsida; Rosales; Rosaceae.
AUGGGUCGCGUGCACCAUGUCAAUGUGGUUCGCUUGGUUGGCUUUUGUGCUGGUGGGUUUAUACGAGCUCUUGUGUAUGAAUUCUUACCAAAUGGCUCAUUACAAAACUUUUUAUCAUCAGCAGAUAAUAAAAGUUCUUUCCCUGGUUGGGAUAUGUUGCAAGAUAUUGUUUUAGGUAUUGCCAUAGGAAUUGAGUAUCUUCACCAAGGGUGUGACCACCGAAUCCUCCAUUUCGACAUCAAACCCCAUAACAUUUUGCUGAACCAGAAUUUCACUCCGAAAGUUUCCGAUUUUGGUCUAGCCAAGUUAUGCGCAAGGGAUCAAAGCGCAAUAUCCAUGACAACCGUCAGGGGGACCAUGGGCUACAUUGCACCCGAAGUGUUCUCUAGGAACUUCGGUAGCGUGUCCUACAAGUCAGAUGUCUAUAGUUUCGGGAUGAUGUUGCUGGAAAUGGUUGGUGGCAGAAAAAACUUUAAGGUCAUGGAGGACUCCACCAGCCAAGUCUACUUCCCGGAAUGGAUUUAUAACCUUUUAGAACAAGGGGACGACCUAAGGAUCCAUAUUGAGGAUGAAGGAGACGCUAAAAUUGCAAAGAAACUUGCCAUCGUGGGUCUAUGGUGCGUCCAAUGGCACCCAAUAGAUCGUCCUCCAAUGAAAGUUGUAGUUCAAAUGUUAGAAAGAGAAGGUGACAAUCUAACCAUACCACCCAAUCCUUUCUGCUCUACUUUGAAUUGA